Molecule: messenger RNA, 858 nt
Organism: Eucalyptus grandis
Lineage: Eukaryota; Viridiplantae; Streptophyta; Magnoliopsida; Myrtales; Myrtaceae
Product: non-specific lipid transfer protein GPI-anchored 13
Exons: 3
Coding region: 24-542 (172 amino acids)
Source: RefSeq, a predicted model, not a curated record
UCCCUCUCUCUCUCUUUUUGAAGAUGAGCUCAUCACUUGGGUUUACAGUGAUGCUCUUGAUCACGACGAUGCUCGCGAAUGGCGUGACCUCGGACGUGGCGCAAGACAAGCAAGAGUGCGAGGCCCAGCUGGUCAAUCUCUCGCCAUGCCUACCCUUCGUCGGCGGCGACAGCAAGGCUCCAUCCGUGCCAUGCUGCGCAAAUCUGAGGAAGGACCUGGACGAGACGAGGCGGUGCUUGUGCAUGCUGAUCCGAGACCGCGACGAGCCGGGGCUCGGCUUCAAGCUCAACGCCACCCUCGCACUCGCCCUCCCUUCUAUUUGCCACUCUCCGUCCAAUGCCUCUCACUGCCCUGCUCUUCUGCAUUUGGAUCCGAACUCCCCAGAUGCUCAAGUUUUCGAGCAAUUCACAAACGCAUCGUACGCCGGGAGCAUCAACGGAGAUCGAUCCAGCCUCGUCUCAAGCAACGGUUUGGCAAAAGGACCUUGGCGUGUCGGAGUCGCCUUGUGGCUCCUGUUAAAUACUCUUGUUGACAUGGUCUGAGAUGUAUUUACUUGCCAUAGCUUCCCCUCUUUCUUUGUAAAAUGAUCAUGGACAUGGUAUGGAGUUGGUAGUACUGAGCUUAGAAGCAAUAUAUCAAUAAUUUGUGGCUACUUAUUUUUCAUGUGCGUAGGCUGUGAAGGGACCCGUGUUGCGCCAUGGAGUGCCCUAAAGUUAUAUGUUUAAAUAAUACGCGUUUUAACGCUCUAGUAUCAAUGUAUAAUUUAUAUGUAUUACGGGACCUUUCCUGUAAUUAUGUUUCUAGUUGUAUCCUUACUGUAGUUAGUCACUCCAAUAAAUGCAUAUCAUACAAUCCUAA